Saccharomycopsis crataegensis is the source of this 1662-nucleotide messenger RNA. RefSeq lists its product as uncharacterized. Bases 1 to 1662 code for a protein of 553 amino acids. Gene Ontology annotation, biological process: apoptotic process; proteolysis. The record is from RefSeq and is a predicted model, not a curated record. Gene Ontology annotation, cellular component: trans-Golgi network. The transcript has a single exon. Gene Ontology annotation, molecular function: serine-type carboxypeptidase activity. Lineage: Eukaryota; Fungi; Ascomycota; Saccharomycetes; Ascoideales; Saccharomycopsidaceae.
AUGCUUAUAUUACAAAUACUAUUUCUUUUAUCAAUUGGGGCACUUGGGUCACCAAGCUUCUAUACUAUAAACUCACAGGCAGCAGAUAAGUAUCGGGUGGAUACUUUACCUGGGAUCGAUGGCAUAUCAAACGAGAACCAACCAACCAUGUAUGCAGGUCAAUUAGAUAUUAGUACUGAAGACUCUUCGAAGAUUUUCUUUUGGUUAUUCCAGCUGAGAGCUGUAAAGCAUGACAAGCUUGUUAUUUGGCUUAAUGGUGGUCCUGGUUGCUCAUCAAUGGAUGGUGCACUUAUGGAAGUAGGGCCAUUCAGGGUUCUUCCAGAUGGCCAAUUGGAGUACAAUGAAGGAACAUGGCUUCAUGAUGCAGACUUACUAUUUAUUGAUCAGCCAAAGGGCACAGGCUUGUCAACCACUAACGGGACCUAUGCAGCUGAUUUGAAUCAGGCUACUUCCGAUUUCUGGAAUUUCUACAGUAAUUUUGUGGAAAUAUUUGAUUACUAUUCAGAUAAGGAAAUUUACUUAGCUGGCGAAAGUUAUGCUGGCCAAUAUAUUCCUUAUUUUGCCCACGGAAUUCUUGAAAAUAAUGCACAUUUGGCCAAAGUUAUGGAAAUGAACUAUAUGGUCAAUGAUUUAAAGAUACAGCCACUGACAAACGAAGAUAUUGAUCUCAAAAUCCCAGAAAUACUUAUAUCAAAUAAGUCUGUCAACUUGCAAGGUUUACUCAUAGGGAAUGGUUACAUUUAUCCAGAUGUGCAGGCAUUGUCCUAUAUUCCGUUUGCUUUAAGUAAGGGUCUCCUUAAUUCUUCAGAUAGUACUCAAUUGAAUACAGUCUAUAAGCCACAUUUGGCUUGUGAAUCAGUUCUUCGGAAACCAUCCAAUGAAACUGUUUUCACGUUUUCGCAUCCGAUUUGUACAGAUGAAAUUCUUGAUCAACUUUUAAAUGUCACCAGACAAUCAUCAAAUGAUUCAUACACAUGUCACAACAUGUACGAUUAUACUCUACAAUCUCCUUAUCCUUCAUGUGGAAUGGAGUGGCCAUUCGAUUUGCCACAGGUGACCCUGUGGCUUCAAAACGAUACGGUGCUUCAGCACUUGAAUAUUGAAUCAGAGACUUCUUGGAGUGAAUGUGAUGGCAAUGUCUCUAGUUCUCUUGUCAACUUUAAUACUACACCAUCUUAUUUCUUCUUAGAAAGCUUGCUUGAUAAAAUCCCUAUUGUUUUGUUUAACGGUGGUAACGACAUUAUUUGUAAUCAUCUUGGGGUUGAAAAUAUCACUGAUUCCUUAAAAUGGGGUAACCAAACUGGCUGGUCCUCUUCAACUAAAUAUUUCAGUAUGAUGCUCAAUGGCGAGAACUUUGGGCAAGUAAAAUCUGAAAGAAACUUGACCCUCAUGGAGAUUUACAAUUCAUCCCACAUGGUUCCUUACGAUCAUUCAUACAGUUCAAGAUCUGUGCUUAAUUAUUUGUUUGGAAACUAUAAAAAUGCUACCACUGGAGAAGGAAAUGUUAUUCAGUUCCCAAAUUUGAACUCAGAGUACAGUUUAGGUAAAUUUAGUACCGGGUUCCUAGUGGUAAUUUGUGUCUGUUUGGUGGUGUCCUGGGCAGUUAUUUUGUUCUCAAAAUUCACUAACAAAUCUGAUUAUUUGAGAAUAGAUGACGAAUAA